Messenger RNA from Eurytemora carolleeae, 7251 nucleotides. RefSeq names its product trichohyalin. Bases 31 to 5985 code for a protein of 1984 amino acids. The record is from RefSeq and is a predicted model, not a curated record. The transcript has 42 exons. NCBI's taxonomy places the organism in Eukaryota, Metazoa, Arthropoda, Copepoda, Calanoida, Temoridae.
UAAAAAAUCUUUGUUUUAGUUACUCCUUUGAUGUUAGCAGCUAAGAAAUCCCCAAGAAGUAUAAUCUCAGUACUGCUGGAGUACAAUGCUGAUAUUAAACUAUGUGAUAAUGAGGGGAAAACUGCGUAUGAUUACACCAAAAACCAACAGGUCCUUAGUUUUAUCCGUGAAUUUGAUACUUCUGAGGAACCUGUUACAUGCUUCCCAUCUAAGCCAAAUCUUGAAGAAGCACCCCCUGCAGAGGGUGCAGGUGCUGUGCAUCAAGGGAAUGAUGUUGAUGAAGAUGAUGAUCAUAUUGAUCAUGGUAAAGAAAGGGUUGAAUCUGAUCUUGAUGAAUGGGUAGAAGAACACAAUGAACCCAACAAUAGAGAUGAUAUACCUGAGCACAGUUCCCUUUCCUCGUGGAAUGAUUCCGAAAAUGAAACUUCAAUUAAUUUUAAUCAAAAUAAUAAUCUAUUGAAAGCAAAGAGUAUGUUUAACCUGUCAAAAUUUAUUGGCUCGGAAGACGACUCAGAUAAAGACGACCUUCAAACAGUAAAAAAUCCUCCAAUCUUAAAAAAGAUCUCUUCAAGUCCCAUGGGUAUUAAAAAGUGCCAACAAGAAAACUCGCCGCGUUUGCUGUCUGAAGAAAACCCAGAUAACAGUUUGAAUAAAAGAACACGCCAUGUAUCGGAAAGCUUAUCUGAAAACAGCUUGCAUAAGGAAAAAUGCCUGAAGCUAAGUGUAUGUGGUCCUCCGAAGCCCCCUCGAAGUUAUGAUUCUGUUGAAAACCUUGCUUCUUUGGGCCAACAGCAAAUUUACUAUAUACCUUUGGAAGAAAGCAGACUUCAGGACAGCAAAGAAUGCCGCAAGGUAAGUAUAGUAGAUGAUGACGAGGACAGCCUAGAGUCUCCGGUCUGGUCAGAGGACGACAAUAUUCAGUCAUUUGGUCUUUAUUCUAACCAUAAGGUGAGAGAGAAGACGGAGACGGAGAACGGAGAAAAUGAAGAGAAAUUGGGCGGAGAGGUUAAAAUAAAUAUUGUCGGAGAAGUUAAAAUAAAUAUGGGCGGAGAAGUUGAAACAAAUAUGGGCGGAGAAGUUGGUGAUGAGAGGAAUGGUAUAGAAUCUGAUAAGGAGGAAUCUUCCCAACAGGUUGGAUAUGGAGAUACUCUAGGUAGGGUUGGAACACUCCAGGAGAGAGAAGAGAUAUGGGAGAACCAGCAAAUCUUCAGUCCUUCUACCCGAAAUGAAAACGACAAUGAUAUAAGCAUAGAGAAACAAAAUGUGAAGAAGUGGAGUGCUGAAGAGGAAGAAGAAAAAACGAAGAAGACGGAAAAGGAAACUAAUGAGAAAGAACAUGAAUGUAGGGAUGAAGAUGAAAGUUGGAAUGAAGAGAACGUAGUAAAAGAAGAAGAGUUUAUAAAAACAGAACAGUUUAGAUUAGAUUCUAAAACAGAAAAAGAAACAAUUGUAAGAAAACAACAUUCACAAGAAAAUUAUGAGAAGGAAGAAAAGGUGAAGAAAACAGAAACGAGCUUUAUCGAUGAAAAUGAGAGAGAGAAUAAGGCAAUGGAAGAAAUAACUGAGGAUGAGAAUAGGAUCCAAACCAAACCAAUUCCAAUGCCAAGAAGUAACAUAAGUUCUCCUUUACGGUUUGAUUCUUCAAGUAACAAACCUGUAAUAAACCCACUAAAAGAUUUUGAGAGACCGGAGCGGAAAAAGAAAAAGUUGAAGCUAAGAGAACGAAACUCCUCCAGUAGUUUCAACAAAUAUUCAAGAAAACCAGUUGAAAUCUGUAAUCCUGAAUAUGAAAAUAAUCUGACAGAGAUCUCAAACCUUAUCCUCAAACUUGAAGAAGCGUUUGAUAUACAAUCCUUGGAUGUUUCACAUUCUUCAAGGACCAGAGAAAAUACAAAACUGCGAAACUUUUUGAAUUCUCACACCGAGCUCCUGAAGAGUUUAAGAGAGACACAUAAUCAGACCGUGGAAGAACUUUACAAUGAGAACAGGAAGCUACGGGAGAAGAUGAUGAUGGUUGCGAAGGAGAAGGAUAACCUGGAAUUGGAACACUCACUCAUAAAGGGACGACUAGGAACUAUAGAUUGUUUAAAGACGAGUUUACUUGAUGAACUGGACGAACAAGGAUCUUGUAUUAAAGAUAAAUCCCAGGCUUUAGUACAGCUGGAAACCGAGAUGUUGAUUCUAAAAGAAGAAAAUGCUUGGUUUGAAAACAAUUACGAAACCUUCAAUGAUCAGCUGACUCAGCUGAAGAAUGAGAUUGAAAAUCUACGAAAUAAAAACGAAAUGUUAGAAAAAGAGAAUACUUUGCGCUGUGAGGAAAAAGAUGCUAAAAUAGCUGCUUGUGAGAAACAGAUUCAAGUAUUAAAUGCUGAUCUAACAGCUCAUCUUACAGCUCAAACGGGAAAAUCUGCCAAAACAUCUUUGGAAGAAAAAACCCCUUCAGAAAUUGCAGAAAUGAACUCUAUUAUAGAAAAACUUGAAAAUGAUGUUACAGAAUUAAAUGUAGAAUUGAACAAGAAGACAGAAGAACAUUUAAAAGACAAAAACCUUUGUCUUUCCCUACAAAAGAGUUUAUCGACGCAAGAGGAGUUAACUAAGAAUAUAGAGAAUAAGUUGGAAAGAAAAAACGCAGAAUUGCUUGAAAUCCAAGAUGUUUACGCCACAGUUCAGCUUGAAAACAAAAAUCUCGUCAGAGCCUGCCAGAUUCUCGAAAAAGAGUCUGAAGAACAAAGAGAAGAAUUGGAAGCACUAAAACUGGUUGUAGAAGUAAACAAUGAGGAAAUAACAACGCUGACCACUAAACUAAAAGAACCAAAUAUCAAUGAGGUUUCAAACAAAGAAUUAAAAGAUGUUAACGAUGCAUUGACCAAAAACGAAGAGGAGCUUAAUAACCUGAAGAAAACAUUAGAGACUGCAAAUCGUGUUUUGGAGGAGAAAGAUGAGAAACUCAAUGAUCUUGAAGAAACUAUUGAAAACCUAAAUGAAAAAAUCCGUUCUCUUAAAGAUAUUAUUCUUAAUCUAGAAAACCAAUCUUUUGAAUUAAGCUUGAGACAAGAAGGAGAAAAUAUAGAAAUCAAAGCAAAGGAUGAGAAAGAAAAUGAAAGAAGCCAAGACAUAAACGAACUAAGAUACAAGCUUCAAGACGUUGAGAUCACUAGAGCUAAACUAGAGAAAUCUGUUGAUGAACUUACCCAAAAACUAGAAAAUAGAGAUUUAGAGAUACAAAACUUAAAGGACUUAAAGAAUAAGUCUUUAGAUGACCUAGAUAAUGCAUUUAAGGCCAGAGACUUAGAGAUACAAAAUCUAGAAGAGUUAAAGAAUAAGUAUAUAAAAGACUUGACUCAAGCUAUUGAGAAAAAAGACCUAGAGAUAAAUAACCUUAAAGAAACAAAAGAAAAGGCUAUAAGUGACUUAACUCUAGCUAUAGAAAAAAGAAUUUUGAAUAUAAAAAAUCUAAACGAACUAAAGGAUAAGUCUAUAAAUGACUUGACUCGGGCUAUUGAGAAAAAAGACCUAGAGAUAAAUAUCCUAAAAGAAACAAAAGAAAAGUCUAUAAAUGACUUAACUCUGGCUAUAGAAAAAAGAGACUUAGAUAUACAAAAUCUUAAAGAACUGAAGGAUGAGUCUCUACAUGACUUGACUCUAGCUAUGGAGAAAAAGGACCUAGAGAUAGAAAAUCUAACCCUGGAUAUGAAUUCUAAAGAUCUAGAAAUCAGAAAUCUAGUUGAAAGUAAAGAUGUGCUUGUGUCCGAAACCAAGCAAGAACUGCUGGCAUUAUCAGUGGCAUUAAAGCAUAAAGAUGAAGAAAUUACUUUGCUUGGAUCCAAAUUGGAAUUGGAUAAAAAUAUGGAUAUGGAUAAAAAUAUGGAUAUGGUUGGUUUGAACCAGUUCAACAAUACAUCCAAAAAUCUUCAGUUUGUACUGAAAGAAACCCAGGAACAUUUAGCCGCCGCAGAAACUGCAUUUUUGGAAUUAUCAAAAAGACAUGAAUUAAUUUUAUCUGAAAACAAGGCUUUAAGAGAAAAACGUUCUGAAAUGGAGGAUAACUUAGAGGAAGUUGAAUCUAAGGAGAUCCGGAGGUUGGAGGCUAAAAUACUGAACCUCCAGCAGAAACUGGAGGCCAUCAAGGAGGAGAUGAACAGCCUGGAGUCCGACAAGGAUGCUCUCCAGGAGACAGAGCAGAGACUAAACCAGAGGAAUAGAGAACUGGAGAACAAAUUAAUUGCUCUUAGAGCAGAAUUAGAUCGGACACGAAGCGCCAACAAUGCAAAUGAUGAAGAUUUAGAGAAAUUGUUACAGGAGCUGAGGGAUAAGGAGAAGGAAUUAAAGCGGAUGGGUCAGGAGAAACAGAGAGAAGUUGAGGAACUAAAAUCUCAGAUUAAUCAGGAACAAUUUAGUUUCUUUAUUCAGGCUCGCACGCAGGGAAUGAAGUUUCAUACUUUUUCAUCAGUCAGAGAAGAGAUAUCAAGCUAUAGUUCUGUGAAAGUUGAAGACGACAUUGAGUCCAGAAUAGAAGCUCUCACUUCUAGAAUACAGGAAUACAAGGCUAAAGAAUCGACGUUUGAAAGCAUAUUAUCGGAGCACACUAAGUUCAAAAUAUCUCUUGAACAAUGCGAACUGCAAUUGGUAACUAAGGAGAAGCGUAUCCUGGAAUUGGAGGAUGAGGUGAAGAGGUCAGAGGACAGGUUGAAGAAGGUUUUGAGGUUCCUAGAGGAGCAGACUACCAGGGUCAAUAUCCUGGAGGAGAACUACAACAACACACAGAAGGAGAAAGCCAGCUUGCUUCAGAAAUUGAACCGAACUGAAGAUUCAGAAAAUAUUAUUGAAGAACUCAAAAAUCAGCUCAGAAUAGAAACAGAUCGAAAACAUAGGGAGGAGAAAAAUUGUGAAAACCUGAAGGACAAUAUUUUUAAAUUAGAAAAAGAAGUUCAACAUUUGAAAACUGUUCAUGAAAAAGAGAACACAAGGCUACGAGUUGUUAUCAAUGAUCUGGAGACUGAAUUUAAAAAUGAAAACUUUAAUCUUCGUCAAAACAUUUUGAAAAAUACUCGGUUGAAAGGUGAGCUGGAUGAGGAAAGGAAAACCAGGAAGAACCUGAGCUCCGACCUGGACCUCCUUGAGCACACCACCAGGGAGAUCAACAAGAACAAGGAGAAGGAGAUGAGGGAGGAGAAGAGAAGGAGGGAGGAGGAGGAGAGGAAGGUUGAAGAACUGGCAGGAAAACUAGAAGAAGAAAGAAGAAGAAGAGCUGAACUAGAGAAUAGAUUAGAAAAGGAAAGGAAACUGCUGGAGAAAGAGAAGAAUGUUGGACUAAAACUCCGUGAUCUCGAGUUCGAAACUUCAACUUUGAAGAAGAAUAAUUCAGGAUUAGAAAAUGAACUCAUCAAAACUAAAGAGAAACUCAGUACACUAGAUGAUAUUCUUCAUGAAAACAGAGAUCUUCAAGAAGCAGUUUUAAAAAAAGAUCAAACAAUUGAAGAACUUCAGAACAAGCUUUCAAGAGUUAGAAUUGACGAAGAGACGAGAUUUCAGAAAACCUUGGAUAGAUUACGAACUGAAUAUGAAAUAAUGGCGAAAGCAACAGUAAACACUAAACUUAGGAAAAUAAAUAAUUAUAUCGGAGAAAAGAAUAAACGACAAGAAGAGUUUGAAAAAGAAAAGGAGAGCCUUACAACCGGAAUUCAGUCGGAUUUGGAGGAAAGGCUCGCCAAUACUCUCACAGAACUUUCCAGUAUCAGAAACAAACUCAAAAGAUCAGAGGAUGAGUUUUUUGCUCUGAGAGCAUUGCUGGAGAAGAGAGAGAAGCAGCUGAGAGCAGAGCAGAGUAUUAGAAGACAAGUAGAGCAGCAGUUAGAUCAGUUGGUAAACCGGAGAAUAUCAGGUCAAAUGGAGCUUAUUCAUCCCAGGAAUAGUUUAGAGAGCGAACCUUAUGUUUCCAAUCCUAACAGUAAAUAUAGAUCAACAUCUUCCCUACUCUUCCAGUAGAACAUCAUGCUCGGAGUAAAUAAAUUCAGAUCAAACAUCAUCUCUGCUCUUCCAGUAGGGUUUUUAGUUUACCCUGAAAAUACGUGAACAGUCCCUUUAAAGUCAACCCAGUCUUAAAAUUGCAAAAUAUAGAGCAGCCUGAAUCUAUGUGAGGCAUUACGGACAGGACCUCUGAUGAAUCAUUCCUGUGUUGUGAGGUUAAUGUAGUUUAUGUACAUCAUGGUGGCCUAUUCUAUAAAUAUUGCAUUUACAGUGAUACAUGCUGAUAUUACAGUUAAAGAAGAGAUUCUCUUCAAAUCCGCCAAAAAAAGAAUCAAAGUGCAAAGUGUUUUUAUAAUAUGCAUUUGUGCCAUAUCUUGAGAAUUUUUUUUUAAAUUUAGGUUUUUCGUUUCGUGCAUGAUAAAAAAGCAAAGAUUAAAUGAAAAAAAAAUGUUUACGGCAAAAAGGUGAUAGUUUUCAAGCUUGGGGAAAAAUUAAAAUGUUAGAAAUUUAUUUGAUUAAACAGGUUUGUAUUUUUUCCUUGUUGAUUUUAUUAAUUUAAAACUAAAACUAUUUCCAAAUUAUUUUCAAGAUGAAUUUUCUAUUAAAUGACCUCAUUAUUUUUAGGACACCAAUGUGUAAAGGUUCUCCACACUUAGUAUAACUUAAAUAUUUUUAAGAACAGCAUGCGUAAAAAUUGUCCACAGUUUGUAUAACUAAAAACUACUGUGAUAAAAUAGGGGCAUUUUUUUGAACAAAUGUAUAUUUUUAACCAUAUUUCCCUUUUUACAGGUUUUUUCAACAAAUGAUACCAAAUGUAAAUAUAUGAGAGAAUCUUUUAAUAUCAUAGAAAAGUAUACAUUAAGUGAUAUGAUUGACUAGUCAAUUUCAAAUGCGCAAUUAGAAUUUAUUCUUUAAGAAGGAAAGUCAGAGAAGGAAUUGGAAGGUCCUAAACGGUCGGAGGGGGGGGGGGAUAACGGGGAAGAAAUCAACCCUUUUCUCUUUGUUGCGCCUUUGCGUUAAAAAAAUGUAUGAUUUAUUCACUUCUAUAUAGAUAUUAGUCCAAGGGGAACUAGUUUUAAACCGGUUUGAUGUCUCUAAAUUGAAACUCAGUGUCAACUUUGGUCCAAAGAGCAGUUUUGAACUAAUAUCCUCUGUAAUUAUACUCUCCUGUGAUCAAGUAUAUAUGUAUUACAAUGAUUAAAGUUGAUUAAAUGUAUUUGAUAUAUAUAGUUUAUUGUGAUUUAUCUUAUUUAGAGUGAAAUAAGAAUAAAAAUAUGAGAUGUU